Molecule: messenger RNA, 1260 nt
Organism: Nakaseomyces glabratus
Lineage: Eukaryota; Fungi; Ascomycota; Saccharomycetes; Saccharomycetales; Saccharomycetaceae
Gene: STE4
Product: G protein subunit beta
Biological process (GO): G protein-coupled receptor signaling pathway
Cellular component (GO): heterotrimeric G-protein complex; cytoplasm
Molecular function (GO): protein binding; signaling receptor complex adaptor activity
Source: RefSeq, a predicted model, not a curated record
AUGAAUACUAUUGGUACUGGUAAUAUCAUUUCCCAGUAUUUGAAUACGUCCAAUAACAGUAGUGAUGAAUUGAAAGUAGUGGUACAAGAGCAGAUAGAAAAGGCCAGAAAUGAAACCAAAGAUCUCCAGAACCAAAUUGAAAAAGUCAAGGCUAGGAAACAGGAUACAAAUUUGUUGGAAAUGACGGCUAGUGUGCCGGCAAUCACGCCUGGGGCAAUCAACCUAAAACCUGUUGGCAUUUUGAAAGGUCAUACUAACAAAAUUGCCGAUUUCAGAUGGAGUAGGGACUCUAAACUUAUCUUGAGCGCGAGUCAGGAUGGAUUUAUGAUUGUAUGGGAUAGCUUGACGGGACUCAAGAGGAGCGCAAUCCCUUUGGAUUCACAAUGGGUGUUGACAUGUGCACUAUCUCCAAGUGGGGCUCUUGCUGCAAGUGCUGGGCUUAACAAUAAUUGUACAAUUUAUAGAAUGCCACGAGGUAGUGCUGUACAGCAGAAUGUAACCUCAAUAUUCAAAGGUCAUACUGGGUAUAUAUCUGGUGUUGAAUUUGUCUCUGAGUCCCGUGUGGUUACAUCGAGUGGUGAUAUGACCUGUGCCCUGUGGGAUAUACCUAAAGCAAAGAGAGUUAGAGAGUAUUCGGAUCAUUUAGGAGAUGUUCUGGCAAUAUCAAUCCCUGUUACCAAUCUGAGCAAAAACAAUAUGUUUGCUUCUUGUGGUUCUGAUGGAUACACUUUUAUCUGGGAUGUCAGAUCACCUUCAGCGGUACAGCAAUUUUCAAUUGGCAGUUGCGACUCCAAUUGUCUGAAAUUCUUUCCAGAUGGAAAUUCAGUUGCAGUGGGUAAUGACGAUGGUACCAUAUCAUUAUUUGAUUUGAGGGCUGAUUGUACAAUAGCAUUGUAUUCAAUUAAUGACCGGGGUUCCCCGCUUCAAAAGGAGAAUGUGUUCUUGAACUCUAACGAGUAUCAAAGCAGCAGUAGUUCCCCAAAAUCACCCAUUUCUUUGGCAACAAAUUAUUUCGAGGACCGAGGAGUGAUAUCACUUGAUUUUAGUGGUUCUGGGCGUCUUAUGUAUUCUUGUUAUAUCAACCUUGGUUGCCAAGUUUGGGAUGUUUUAAAGGGUGAGGUUGUAUACAGUCUAGAAGGACAUGGCAAUAGGCUGGCUGGUGUCAAGUGUAGCCCCGAUGGAAUGGCCAUUUGUACUGGUUCUUGGGAUCAAACUUUAAAACUGUGGACCCCUCAGUAUGAGAAAACAAAGACACAUUAG